CGUUUUCCGAGUUCCUCCCCCACGCCCCCACUUCUCCGCCAUGGACGAACGGGGAAUUCGCCAGGCCAUUAGGUCAGCACUCACCUUAGUAAAGGGGACUCUGGACUAUUCCUUUGCCUGGCCCUUAGUCGGUUCGUUAGUAUGUAUGUAGGUACAUCCAUGCAAUCCCCAUACCGGACUCUCAGACAGACAGGUACCAAGGGAAAGCUGUCCACUUAUGCACAUGUAAUACCUGGUCUGGGCGGGCCAGAUCCACCGAGUUGGAUAAAGAGUGUCCCUCGUCCAUUCUGGAGAAGAGCGAAGAUUCAUUUCUUUCUUUCUCGGUUUCCCUCCCUUUUCCUGCCUUGUUGCCUUGCGCCACAGCAUUAAAUCACUCCUCAGUCAGUGACCUCAUCCCCGCCUACUUUCUCUCUUGUUCUGGCGCUCUCCUCUCUUCCUCCCUCUCUCUCUCUUGACUUGACUUCUUUCUUCUUCCUCUCCCACCGCCUUCCUCUCCUCUCUUCGCAGUUUCUUCUGUCCACGGCCUUCCCAACACGCACUCCCGAAUCCGGCUACGUCACCCUUCGUCCACUUCUCCGGCUCAGCAAGCAUCUUGGCUGCCCAGUAUCUUUUCCUCGUUUUUUCCACCCCACCAACCAUUUCCGCGUAGUUCAAUUCCGUCAUCCUUGGACCAAUCUUUUCUCUCUUCCCCGCCUCUUCUCUCUUAAGAACUGCGCCCGGGACGUAAAUUCUUCCCCCCCCCUCUCUUCUUGUCCUCCCUCCAAUCAAUCCCCCGGCAAUCCCUGUUCUUUGCCACUUUUUAUAUAUAUUCUUUUUGUUUUUGCCUCCUUCGUCCUAGGCAAAUUCUGGCGAGAUCCUUCUCUCUUGCCAGCACCUCCCCUACGAACUCCUAAAUUGCCUAUACCGACCCCACCGACACAAUGAGGAAUCCUUUCGAUAUGUCCGACCUGGACUCGCUCAUUGACGAGCAAGAACAGCAGGAGAGCUAUGCCGAUCUUCACGCUUACUCUUCGCACGACGGCAAUCGUUCUCUAUUACAGAACGAAAAUCGUCGCAAUGACAAUUUGAAGGAUCGCUUUAUCGGGGCCAUCGACACGGGUACCACCAGUUCCCGUUUUAUCAUCUUCGACUGCACCGGUGUUCCGGUAGCCAAAUACCAGACUGAGUUUCGCCAGAUUCAUGAAUAUUCAGGAUGGCACGAACAAGAUCCCUUCGAGCUGGUGGAUUCCGUUUACAUCUGUAUCGAAGAGGCGAUGAAGACCUUCCUUGCCCUGGGCCACUCCACCGACGAAAUCGAGGCUAUUGGUAUCACUAGUCAACGUGAGACUGCUGUGUGUUGGGACUGGGAAACCGGCGAGCCUCUCCAUAAUGCCAUUGCUUGGCCCGAUACCCGGACCAAAGGCUUGGUCCGCGAGCUGAAAGCCAAGCCCGGAGCAGACGAGCUCAAGAAUAUUUGUGGUCUUCCCCUGUCUACCUACCCCUCCUCCGUUACCUUGGUAUGGAUGCUUGAGCAUCUGCCCGAAGUCAAGGCCGCAUAUGAAGACGGAAGACUCGCUUUUGGUACUGUUGACUCGUGGCUCAUCUACAACUUGAACGGCGGCCCCGAGGGUGGCCGCUUGGUCACCGAUGUGACCAAUGCCUCCCGAACAAUGUUCAUGAACCUUGAAACGCUUGAUUAUGACGAUCGAUUGCUCAACUUCUUCGGGCUUGACAGGAACAAGAUCCGUUUACCUCAUAUCCUCCCGUCUUCAGACCCGGAUGGAUACGGAUAUGUUAGCUCGGGCCCUCUAGAAGGCAUUCCCAUUACUAGCUGUCUUGGUGAUCAGUCCUCCGCGUUGGUUGGUCACUGCGCCUUCACGCCAGGAAGCGCCAAGAACACGUACGGCACCGGAUGCUUCCUGCUCUACAAUGUUGGCGAGAAGCCGGUCAUCUCAAAGCAUGGUCUCCUGGGCACUGUGGGCUUCCAGCUGGGCAAGCAUCGGAAACCCGUCUACGCCUUGGAAGGAAGUGUGGCUGUUGCGGGCAGUGGUGUUUCUUUCCUGAUGAACAACAUGGGUUUCUUCCGUGACUCGCGCAAAGUCAGUGACCUUGCGGCGUCCGUGCCCGACAGCGGCGGCUGUUUCUUCGUCACAGCGUUCAGUGGCUUGUUCGCACCUUAUUGGAUCGAUGAUGCCAAGGGAACUAUCUGUAAGUUGAACUCUCGGUUAUACAGGAAGGAGAAGAUGUUCUCUUUACUAACCAUGACAACAGUUGGCAUUACCCAAUAUACACAGCGCGGGCAUAUCGCCAGAGCCACCAUGGAGGCCGCCUGCUACCAGACCAAGGCUAUUCUCGAUGCUAUCGAGGUUGAUAGUGGUCACAAAUUGACUCAGCUUGCCGUUGACGGUGGAAUGAGCAACUCCGACAUCUGCAUGCAGACUCAAGCCGAUAUUAUCCAAAUCCCUGUCGAACGACCCGCUAUGCACGAAACCACCGCUUUGGGAGCCGCCAUCGCCGCCGGCUUCGCCAUCGACGUUUGGAAGGAUUUCAAUGAACUCAAGAACAUGAACCGCGCCAACCGCACAACCUUCGAGCCCCAUAUCUCCAUCAAGAAGAGUGCGAGGAUGUACAAACAAUGGUCCAAGGCUGUCGAGAUGUCUCGCGGCUGGACCGACUCGGGUGAUAUGGAUGGUGAAGACGAAGAGUAGAAAUACUCUUUCGACAAUCCAAGGAAGGAAAAUAUACAUAAAAGGGAAACACACCGCCUUCCCACUUUCUACUAUAAUACCUGGAUGAUUUCUGUGCGAUUAAGCGUUGUGCGUUUGUCAUGUGUUCAUUGGGGUUCAUGGGUCUGUCUUGUCAUUGUUUUAUUUGUUUUUGGCCAAUCCGGCGGUGUGGUGUCUUUUCUGAAGAUACCCAGUUCUUCAUCUCGUCUUCUUUUCGAGCAGGUUUCCUGGUACAUAUACAUAUAUAUACUCUUUUAGCUUUCACAUACAUAUUUAGAUCAAAUUUAUAUCAUUUUC
Messenger RNA from Aspergillus melleus, 3002 nucleotides. RefSeq names its product glycerol kinase. The transcript is spliced from 3 exons. Gene Ontology annotation, molecular function: glycerol kinase activity. Gene Ontology annotation, cellular component: mitochondrion. The record is from RefSeq and is a predicted model, not a curated record. Gene Ontology annotation, biological process: glycerol-3-phosphate biosynthetic process; triglyceride metabolic process; glycerol metabolic process. Bases 921 to 2687 code for a protein of 588 amino acids. NCBI's taxonomy places the organism in Eukaryota, Fungi, Ascomycota, Eurotiomycetes, Eurotiales, Aspergillaceae.